GCCGGGCCUCUAAAAUCCCAGCGUUCCUUUCGUGCUGCUAUCAAGAUGGCGGCGCCCAUGCUGCGACGCCUUUCCAGGGGCCUGUGGUUCGCUCCCGCUGGCCGGUCAUCAGUCUUACCCUUGGGGCUGCUGCGUAAAGUCCACUCGGGCACUCAGGGAUUGCUAGCAGCGCAGAAGAAACGAGGCCUGUUCAAGGAGUUCUUCCCGGAGAGGGGUACGGACAUAGAGCUCCCAGAGCUCUUCGACCGUAGCAGGGCAGGCAACUUCCCCCAGACCAUCUAUUGCGGCUUCGACCCCACGGCCGACUCGCUUCAUGUGGGACAUCUGCUGGCACUGCUGGGCCUGUUUCAUUUCCAGCGAGCUGGCCAUAACGUGAUCGCGCUCGUUGGAGGUGCCACAGCCCGUCUGGGAGACCCAAGCGGCCGUACCAAGGAACGCGAGGCGCUGGACGCGGAGCGCGUGGAAGCCAACGCGCGCGCUUUGCGCGGAGCUCUGGAGAAUCUGGCAGCUAAUCACCAGCAGCUGUUCGCUAAUGGGCGCACCUGGGGCAGCUUCACGGUGCUGGACAACUCGGCUUGGUACCAGAAGCAGCAGCUGGUGGACUUCUUGGCGGCAGUGGGCGCCCACUUCCGCAUGGGCACGCUGCUGAGCCGGCAGAGCGUUCAGACCCGGCUCAAGAGCCCUGAAGGCAUGAGCUUGGCGGAGUUCUUAUACCAGGUGCUCCAAGCCUAUGACUUCUACUACCUGUUCCAGCGUUAUGGAUGCCGGGUCCAGCUGGGUGGGUCUGAUCAGCUGGGCAACAUCAUGUCCGGAUAUGAGUUCGUCCACAGGAUGACUGGAGAAGAUGUAUUUGGAAUCACUGUCCCUCUAAUUACAAAUACAACUGGAGCAAAGCUGGGAAAGUCUGCUGGCAAUGCUGUUUGGCUAAACAGAGAUAAGACAUCACCAUUUGAAUUUUAUCAGUUCUUUGUCAGGCAGCAAGAUGAUUCAGUAGAAAGGUACCUGAAGCUCUUCACUUUUCUACCCCUUCCAGAGGUUGACCACAUAAUGCAGCUGCACAUCAAAGAGCCAGAAAAGCGGGUUCCUCAGAAACGACUUGCAACAGAAGUAACAAAACUUGUUCAUGGACGAGAAGGGCUGGAAUCUGCUAAAAGGUGUACACAAGCCCUUUAUCAUAGUAGCAUAGAUGCAUUGGAGGUCAUGUCUGAUCAAGAGUUAAAAGAGUUGUUCAAAGAAGCUUCAUUUUCUGAAUUAGUUCUUGACCCUGGAACAAGUGUCCUAGAUACAUGCCGCAAAGCAAAUGCCAUUCCAGAUGGUCCACGGGGGUACCGGAUGAUAACCGAAGGCGGAGUCAGUAUAAAUCACAGACAAGUAACAAAUCCUGAGAGUGUUUUGAUUGUUGGACAACAUAUUCUCAAGAAUGGACUAUCAUUACUUAAAAUAGGAAAAAGGAAUUUCUACAUUAUAAAAUGGCUUCAGCUAUGAUGAAAAAUCCUGGUUGUUCACCCAAAUUUUAUCCAUCAUUCAUUCUCAAGACAUAAAAGGUUGGCUCCAGAACUUAAGACCUUCACUAAGCAAAUCAGUAAAAAGAAUGGAGUAUACUCUA
Choloepus didactylus (southern two-toed sloth) is the source of this 1606-nucleotide messenger RNA. RefSeq names its product tyrosyl-tRNA synthetase 2 (gene YARS2). The transcript has 5 exons. NCBI's taxonomy places the organism in Eukaryota, Metazoa, Chordata, Mammalia, Pilosa, Megalonychidae. Gene Ontology annotation, biological process: tyrosyl-tRNA aminoacylation. The coding region runs from base 46 to 1485 and encodes 479 amino acids. The record is from RefSeq and is a predicted model, not a curated record. Gene Ontology annotation, cellular component: mitochondrion; cytosol. Gene Ontology annotation, molecular function: ATP binding; tyrosine-tRNA ligase activity; RNA binding.